Gadus macrocephalus (Pacific cod) is the source of this 1492-nucleotide messenger RNA. RefSeq names its product semaphorin-3F-like. Gene Ontology annotation, biological process: negative chemotaxis; neural crest cell migration; axon guidance. NCBI's taxonomy places the organism in Eukaryota, Metazoa, Chordata, Actinopteri, Gadiformes, Gadidae. The record is from RefSeq and is a predicted model, not a curated record. Gene Ontology annotation, molecular function: chemorepellent activity; semaphorin receptor binding. The transcript has 8 exons. Bases 785 to 1492 code for a protein of 235 amino acids.
GUCAAACACAUAACAUUUAUGAAGAAAUACUCAAUUAAAAACAACAAUUAUAUUGUAAAUAUAUGAAUAUAUGAAUAUGAAAGUGAUAUAAUUAUGUUGAUGUUGACAAAGCACGAAGGAGCUGUUUUGAAUUGAACUCGCUCUUUUUAAUUUAGGGAGACUACAUAGCUAGAGAACAUCUGAUACUGAAAACAUUUCAUAGAAUACCUUGUAGUGCUUUGGCCCGAGAGCUCUUUUCUUAUAGGCGGGAUGAAUGGGCGGUGUCCACCGUGUCCUACCGCCCGCCCCGUGGGUGUGUUUAAGGCGAAUGUCCGCAUCCACCUGCUCGGGUGCUGCUCUCCCACAGUCUGAAACGCUCAACUUUCAGGAGUGCCUCGCAGCGUGCCGUUGGACACACUUUCCCCCACAAUAAGGAAUAUUUGUUGUAUCUCCCUUUUGGAAGCGCAGUUCCGUUGACAAUGACAUUUUUCUUCCCCUAAGCUCUUGCUCAGAAUUGAUCAAGAAAAUUGUAAUCAUUUUGGGGUGUUUUCUUUUUUCAUGUUCUGUUGAGUGCUCUCUGAGAGUCAUACGCACGUUGCUCUCAGGUGAAAAGGCUAUCGCUUCUGACCGUCCACCAACAGCAUCGGGAUUUAAUGUUUUAAAUCGGGAGAAGAAAGUAGACGAGUGUUUUGGAAUUUGGUUAUUCAAUGACUUAUAUUAUUGGAUUUCAAGUUAUUUUCGGAGAGCUGUUGUAACAACCAGGGAUUCUGUCCCCGUUCCUGGGCUUGCCCGCGGUGGUUUGACCAUGCAGCUGGACGCUCUGCGGACCGUCCAGAUCCUCCUGGCGCUGGCCGGCUUCGCUCUGGGGAAUCAGCUCAUCAUCGACCCGCUAGCCGCACCUCGCGUUACCAUCUCCUUCAAAGAGUUGACGGCCACUGGCACUGCCCAACAUUUCGCCUACCUCCUGAACACCUCGGACUACCGGAUCCUGCGCAUGGAUGAGGACCACGACCGCAUGUACGUGGGCAGCAAGGACCACAUCCUGUCCCUGGACCUGCACGACAUCAACAAGGCGCCGCUCAUUAUCCACUGGCCAGUGUCCCAACAAAGAAGAACAGAAUGCAUUCUUAGUGGGAAGGACACUAACGGAGAGUGCGGUAACUUCAUCCGUCUGAUCGAGCCGUGGAACCGCACCCACCUGUACGUGUGCGGGACCGGAGCGUACAACCCGGUGUGCACCUACGUCAACCGCGGACGCAAACCUCAGAACGCCAUGCAUCUGCAGAUGCCCCAGGCCGGAGGCAGGAAUAGCCGCUCAGCCGAGGCCACCGCGGUGCAUGAGACACUGGGACUGAAGGAAUACAUCUUCCAAUUGGAGCCCGUCCACACCCACCGAGAAGUGGAAGUCUCUCAGACCAUCCCCAUUGCCACGGGCAACCACAAAGCACUCACCGCCUGCUGCGGACGUGGAGUUAUCCGGCCCUGGCGAGCCGUGAUCGAUGGCUCCCGAUGA